AAACAAAUGGAUUCCCUUAACAACGGAUGGUUCAGCGAACUGCAGGCCGAUCUCUGGCCUGGUCAGUCCUUCUCCCUGAAAGUCAAGGAGGUCAUCCACAAGGAGAAGUCCAAGUUUCAGGACAUCCAGAUCGUUGAAACGUCCCUAAAACGUAGAUUGUAGAAAUCGAAAAUUUUCCACUGGCUUUACAAAUACAAAUUGCCCAGACAGCAUUUUCGGACCCUUUGGUUUUCGUGUGUUUAUUCUUGAUCUGCACCAACAGCCUUAUCGAUGGAGUCAUCUAAGGCCAAAAACGAAAGAAAGAAUACUGAUAGCAAGUCAGCUCGUAUUUCAGCGAAACGUAUGGAAGGUGCCUGAUUCUGGACGGAAUCAUCCAGUGCACUGCCAGGGAUGAGUUCUCGUACCAGGAAAUGAUAUCCUUCCUGCCCCUCUGCGCCCAUCCGAAUCCCAAGAAGGUCCUGAUCGUGGGCGGUGGCGAUGGCGGCGUUGCUCGCGAAGUUGUCAAGCAUCCCCUGGUCGAGGAAGUGCAUCAGGUGGAAAUCGACGACCGUGUCGUCGAGCUGUCCAAACAAUACCUUCCGGCGAUGGCCUGUGGGUUCGCCAACGAGAAGUUGAAGCUGACCAUUGGCGAUGGAUUUGACUACAUGAAGAAGCAUAAGAACGAAUUUGAUGUCAUCAUAACCGAUAGCUCGGAUCCAAUUGGUCCGGCAGUGAGCCUGUUCCAGGAAAGCUACUACGAGCUAAUGAAACACGCCCUGAAGGAUGACGGAAUCGUGUGCUCCCAGGGCGGUAGCUUCUGGCUGGAUCUGGACUACAUAAAGAAGACAAUGUCGGGCUGCAAGGAGCACUUCGCUAAGGUGGCCUAUGCCGUCACCUCCGUUCCGUCCUAUCCCUGCGGCCACAUUGGCUUCGUCAUGGGUUCCCUGAACAAGGACCAGGACUUUGCUACUCCCAAACUUGGAAAGUCCGAAAUCGAUGCCUUAGAUCUUAGGUACUACUCCUCAGAGGUUCAUUCCGCCGCCUUUGCCUUGCCUCGAUGGGUGCAGAAGCACUUUUACGAAUGACCUAAUUGCUUAAAGAUUCUUGUGUAUCCGUUUGUUAAAAAUAAAUAUGACAAUAAUACAA
Drosophila yakuba is the source of this 1125-nucleotide messenger RNA. It is a transcript of the gene SpdS, whose product is annotated as spermidine synthase. Bases 411 to 1064 code for a protein of 217 amino acids. The record is from RefSeq and is a predicted model, not a curated record. Gene Ontology annotation, molecular function: spermidine synthase activity. Gene Ontology annotation, biological process: spermidine biosynthetic process. The transcript has 3 exons. Gene Ontology annotation, cellular component: cytosol. Lineage: Eukaryota; Metazoa; Arthropoda; Insecta; Diptera; Drosophilidae.